AUGAGAAUCCGGGCUGCUCGUGUGUUGAUUGUGGGCUCAUCGACGGCCCACGUCGAUAUGCCUCCCCUCCCACCGAAUAACACGCGACCCACACUCCUAGAUUCUCGUUCCCUACUAGAGACGCACGGCGCGGACCACGGCGCGGCGAUGGCGAGUGAUAGCCUUUGGAUCGGCGAUUCGGCUCGAUAUGGGGUGGCACCGCCACGAGUGCGGGGUAAGGACGGGACGAGAUCCCCCGAGGCCCCAGUCUGCCCCCACGCCCCUCCCCUCCACGACCCCCAUCUCCUCUCCAGCCUCCAACAGCCUCCCGCAUCCUCCCUCCCCUCUCGAGUCCCUCGCCCCUCGCCUCUGCAGGAGCCCCUCGACACCCCUAUUACCGCGGUGCCUGAGAUUCGAACAAAGAACAUGUCCGCACACCCGCCCGACCACAGCCCCCACGGGCACACGCCCACGUACACACACAGCAAGCUCGUCGAGCACGCCGCCAGCGACCAGCACCGCGAGGCGCACGUCAUGGGCCUCCGUCUCGUGCUCGGCAGCAUCCUGUCCCCCAAACGCCCCCCAUUGCCGCACUCCAGCUCGGGCACCUCCUCGCCCUCCUCGUUCUCCCACGCCUCCACCCACGUCCACGCCCACGUCCACCCCGCACUGGCACCUGCCUCCGCCCACGGCGGCGUCGACACGCCCCUGCCCCCUCCACCCCCUCCCCACCCCUCGCCCCUCCACACGCACCUCCCCACCCACCCGCACACGCCCUCCCGGCUCAGCCUCUCGACGACGCGCGCCUGCGCGGGUCGCCCCCGCGGCUCUCGCUCACGAGCAUGUCUCGCACUCGCAUACGCACACGCUUUGACACACACGCGCCCGUGCCGCAGCGCACGCCCUCCGAGUCGACGCACCCCACGCCCCCGGGCUCGCCUUCGCCUUCGCCCUCCCCGGGGCCCCCGACCCCACCCGCGCUGCACCCACACGCGCCGGGCCCCGCAGGCGCCACGUACACGCUGCCCUCGACGCCGCACGGGCACGGGCACGGGCACCACCCGCACGCGCAUGUGCAUCCCCACGCGCACGUCCACGCACACGCGCCCACUCUGCACGCCCCCGCGCCUGUCCCCGCGCUCCCUGCCCCGCCGCCCGACGCGCCGUUGCCCCUGUGCCAAAGCAUGACCGCGACCCCGCCGCCGCUGCCGCCGUCCUCCGGCUCUGCCUCGGGCUCGGGGACGAGCACGCCCAACGGCGGGAGCGCAGCCGCGCGCGCGCACUUCGUCGCGACGCUGCAGAGCAAGAGCGCGUGGGACGCGAUGGUGCACGGGACGUGGAUGUGAGCGCGGGCCCCCCGGGGACCUCAGGUUCCCUUCGUGUGUGAGGAUGGUGGGCGCAGUUGCCAGGGGUAUCGGUGAUAGAUGGCGGCUGCGGUGGUGGUGGUGGUGAUGAUGGCGAUACGCCGUCGGGUAAGAGUGGGGGUUGUAUGUAUGGCUUCUGCGUUCCUCUUCGUAGGACGAGUCCUCCAUUAUUCUCUUCUCGUUUGUUUUCUCUCUGUACUCUGUCUGUACCCGUCGUCUCCGUCCCGUCUAUUCUAUCGCCCAGUCUCGUCCAUCAGCCCGUGAGCUCGCGCGCCGUGUGUGAUAUGUAUUAUACACACUCUCUGUAUGCUGCGUGUACGCCAGACUCGGCCGUUAUGGCAUCGUAUCUCUUGUAGAUCUUCCUCGUUCCUC
Heterobasidion irregulare TC 32-1 is the source of this 1715-nucleotide messenger RNA. RefSeq lists its product as uncharacterized. The transcript is spliced from 7 exons. The record is from RefSeq and is a predicted model, not a curated record. NCBI's taxonomy places the organism in Eukaryota, Fungi, Basidiomycota, Agaricomycetes, Russulales, Bondarzewiaceae. The coding region runs from base 1 to 1167 and encodes 388 amino acids.